Messenger RNA from Sander lucioperca (pikeperch), 2144 nucleotides. It is a transcript of the gene bcl3, whose product is annotated as BCL3 transcription coactivator. The record is from RefSeq and is a predicted model, not a curated record. Lineage: Eukaryota; Metazoa; Chordata; Actinopteri; Perciformes; Percidae. Bases 446 to 1966 code for a protein of 506 amino acids. Gene Ontology annotation, molecular function: protein binding. The transcript is spliced from 9 exons.
ACGACAUGUUUUCUCUUUUCCUCCCUUACUCAGUUAAUUUGCCCUGGUAAUCGCUUGCUUUUUUCUUGUUUCGGUUUAAGGGUACUUUCCCUUUAAAACAGAUGAGCGCAAGAGCAGUUACCUGCAGUUGUAGCCUAGGUGUGCUGGGACAGCUACACAUAUCUACACCAAACUUCUAACGGCUGUUCUUCGAAAAAUAGUCUACAUUUGCACGAAGAGUCAAUUGCUUUGAACGCGUAUCUAAAACACACCAGUGACACAAAAGGAAACAGAGUGAUGCUUUGAUCGCUGCCCAUUUGAUUUCAUGGGGAUGGGAGAAGCGCACUUGGCCACUUUGGGUGGACUGAUCCCAGCAAACUGUCACUGAACGUUGAGAGGAUUUCUUCACACGCGCAUAGCCUACACCUGAAACUUCUUCAGAUCCGGAGCGCCUCGUCCCCGGUUGAUGCCGAGGAUCAUGACCAUGAACGGUGACCAACAGUCGGUUGCCGCCGCGCCGCUGGAUCUGCGCACCACUAACCGAGAGCGUGGGAGCGCCGGGUCGAGGACUGCGGACUGUAAAGGUCGCGCCAAGGACGCUCGGGUGACAGGCGGCUCACCUGCACCCCCGGCGUGCACAGGGACGGACAGUUUGGAAAUACACUGCCCCACGGUCCGAAGCUCACCGGGCUCAGAAACCGGGGCUGCGAGUCGCAAGCGGCCAGUGGACAAAUCUUCCUUCAGGCUUCCUUUUAGGAAACGCCCGAUUCCUGUCGAGCCGGAGACCCAAAGACAGUCAUCGGCUCCACCAGAAAGUGGAGACCGGUUUUCUCCUGUGGUAGAUACGGACUUCACAUCACGAGAGAGUUUAGACGGUCGUUUGGGAAGAGCCACGGAUGAAAGCAGGGUCGGCACAGCACCAGUGACCCCCAGGCGUGUUGAAGAGGCAGGACAGAGUCCAGAUGGAUAUCCCAUCUGCUUUUUUCCUUCGUUUGACUACGGUCCAUACCCAGUGUACCGUUUGCCCCCUGUCGCAGAGCUGAACCACCAUCUGGUCCACCAAACCGAAACCCUGCUGACUGGUAUCGCUCUGGCCACACAUCAAGAUGAAGAUGGAGACACAGCUCUCCAUAUAGCUGUGGUGCAGGGGGAGUUGGCCAUUGUCUGCAGACUGAUUCAACUCCUGCUGUGGGCUCGCAGAAGCCUUGAUAUCUACAACAACCUCCGUCAGACCCCUCUUCAUCUGGCAGUGAUCACCCAGCAGGCAAACAUGGUGGAGGCUUUGUUGAGAGACGGGGCUGACCCUGCUGCCUUGGACCGUAACGGCCAAACAGCACUCCACCUCUGCUGCGAAUAUGACCAGCGUGACUGUCUGUCUAUUGUGCUUUCUCGCUCCUCAUCCUCCAUAUGCCUGGAGAUCAGAAACUAUGAGGGUUUGAGCCCUCUCCAUCUGGCGGUGCUACGUGGCCAUAAAGAUUUGGCCAAAAUGCUGCUGGACGCAGGCGCUGACAUCAAUGCUAUGGACAUCAAAAGUGGCCAGAGUCCACUCGUGCACGCUGUGGAGAGCAAUAACGCAGACAUGGUCCACUUCCUCAUUGAGAGUGGCUGUGAUGUCAACAGCCAGUCAUACAGUGGGAACACAGCCCUGCACAGCGCCUGUGGUCGAGGUCAGGUGGACACGGUGCGGCUGCUGCUAAAGAGCGGAGCUGACAGCAGCCUCAAGAACUACCAUAACGAUACCCCUGUGAUGGUGGCCAAGAACAAGAAAAUAGCAGAUGUGUUGCGAGGGAGAGGCUCCAACCACAUAAGAGUUCAAGAUCAACACUGUGUGUCUCUCUCACCCCAUGGGAGCAAUUUAACAGAAAAUGGGUCCCCAUCUCCCAACCACAGUCGUGGAUGUUCACCUUCGACUACACCACACACCCCUCAUCGUAGCACCUCUCACUCUCCAAAGACUCCAUCUACCCUUGUAUUUCCAUUUUACUAGCUCUAAAUUAUUGUCCAGUGCAACUUGCAACUACCUCCACACAGCAAACCAAUAAAGAGACUUCAGUGCCCAUAAGGACAUCCAGGAGAAGGUUCAGCCAAUGGGAUGAUGGAACAGCAAAAGACUGCACCUGAAUUUAGACUUCCCUACAACCUGGCCUUCUUUUGCUGGACUCCAU